UAAAUGAAAAUUUUCCCAAUCGAUCAAAAUCCUUCGCUGUUCUUCUGCCCUAAAAUUGACGAUCUCAAAGCCUCCGCCGUCGACCUCAGCCGUCUCCAUUCAAGCCUCCGCCUUCGACCUCCGCCCUCCGCCUUCAAGCUCCGCCGUCUCCAAGCCUCCGCCUUCGACUUCAACCGUCUCCAAGGCUCCGCUUUCAACCGACUUCAAGCCUCCGCCUUCAAGCUCGACCGACCAUCAACAGCGACCUCCGAAAAUUCUCCGCCUCGGUUUCUUCUAACACUAAGAUAAUAAAGCAAGGGUAUCUAAGAUUUUUCGCUGAUAAAAUUUGAUGGAUUUCAGGCUCGGGCGUAUCAAUCUCAAUGCGGUAGCCCAGGGAGUUGGUGGCUUGGUUUUUGGAAACGACAAUACUUCAAAUGAAGAUAGCCAUGUCGAGCGGUUGCUUGACCGUAUAAGCAAUGGUGUUCUAGCUGAGGAUAGACGUGCAGCAGUGUCUGAACUGCAGUCACUUGUAGCGGAAAGUCGUUCAGCUCAGCUGGCAGUAGGGGCUAUGGGAUUUCCAGUACUCCUGUCUGUCUUAAAGGAGGAGCGUGAUGAUGUCGAAAUAAUUAGAGGUGCCCUUGAAACUCUUGUGAGUGCAUUGACUCCUAUCGACACAGGUCAUGGACAGAAAAAUGAAAUUCAACCAGCUUCAAUAAACUCUGAUCUACUUUCUCGAGAAUCAGAGAGCAUCUCUCUUCUUCUGAGUUUGCUUUCUGAGGAUGAUUUCUAUGUUAGAUACUAUACACUUCAGCUUCUUACAGCUCUUCUCACACAUUCCCCUAGCAGGUUACAGGAAGCGAUUCUUUCUAUUCCUCGUGGUAUAACCCGCCUUAUGGAUAUGCUUAUGGAUCGCGAGGUCAUAAGAAAUGAAGCCUUGUUGCUGCUCACUUACUUGACUCGUGAGGCAGAGGAAAUUCAAAAGAUUGUGGUUUUUGAGGGAGCCUUUGAGAAGAUAUUUAGCAUUAUUAAAGAAGAAGGAGGUUCUGAUGGAGGUGUUGUUGUUCAGGAUUGCCUUGAGUUGCUGAAUAAUCUCUUACGUAAUAGUGCAUCUAACCAGGUAUUGCUGAGGGAAACAAUUGGAUUUGAGCCCCUAGUGUCAAUACUAAAGCUUCGGAGGGGUAGUGCUUACAAUUUCACCCAGCAAAAGACAAUAAAUCUGCUCAAUUCAAUGGCAACUGUCGAAUUGCUCCUGAUGGGUGGUCCAGAGAGUGAGCCGGGAAAAGAUGCUAAUAGAUUGUCAAAUCAAGCUGCAUUAGCUCAGAAGAAAAUUUUGGACCAUCUCCUAAUGCUCGGAGUUGAAAGUCAGUGGGCUUCAGUUGCUGUGCGAUGUUUGGCUUUGCGAUGCAUUGGUAAUUUGGUUGCAAGAAAUCCUCAAAAUCUGGACUCCUUGGCAAGUAAAUUGGUUGGAGAAGAGCCUCACGCUGAACCUGCUGUAAAUGCCAUUCUACGAAUUCUUUUGCGCACCUCUAUCAUUGAGGAAUUUGUAGCAGCUGACUAUGUCUUCAAGUGCUUCUGUGAGAAAAAUACAGAUGGACAGGCAAUGUUAGCUUCGACAAUGACUCUGCAGCCUAAUUCAACUAGUCAGUCUUCUCUUGAAGAUGAUGGUACCCUGUCAUUUGGAAGUAUGCUUUUACAAGCCUUGGUGUCAUCUGAAGCAAAUGAAGGUCUUGAGGCAAGUUCCAGAGCUUCCAGCGUGCUUUCUCAUGUACUGAAAGAUAACGCUCAAUGCAAGGAACGUGUAUUAAAAAUUGUGCUCGAGGCACCAAUGCCAUCCUGAGAUUUACAUAUCCAGCCAAUUAUCCUUCGUUUGCUGAUCACAUGGCUUGCAGAUUGUCCAAAUGCUGUCCACUGCAUUCUAGAUUCAGCAACACAUCUUACUUAUUUAAUAGAGCUCGUCUCAAAUCCAAAUGCCAGUGUAUGUGUUAGAGGUUUUUCUGCUUUAGUUCUUGGGGAAUGUGUUCUCUACAACAGAUCUAGUGAGAGCGGUAGAGAUGCCUUUGGUGUCGUCGAUGCAAUAUGCCAGAAAAUUGGCCUUACCUCAUAUUUCUUGAAUUUUGAAUAUCUAAAUAAGAUGUCUCUCUCUCUCAUUUCCUCCCCUUCAAUCCAACAUCAAAAGUCACUCACAAGAUCUACUUCAGCUAGUGUGAUGGACAUGCAAGAGUUCGAGAACGAUGGCACUGAUCAUCAGAAGCAUGAGCAUCCAGUCCUACUAGCAAUUUUUGACCUCUCAUUUGUUAAUUUCAUCAAAAAACUUGAAGCUGAUAUCAGGGAGAGAGUUGUGGAGGUCUUCAGUCAAACAAAGAACAAAGUUGCCACGGUGCCAGUUGAAUUGGAACAGAAAGAUGGAGAACCUGCUGGAAAUUACAUUCAGAGGUUGAAGUCAUUUAUAGAAAAGCAAUGCCAUGAGAUGCAGGGCUUGCUAGUUCGAAAUGCAACUCUAGCAGAUGAACUCGUGAAAACUGGAGGUGGAUCAUCUGAUUCUGGUAGUAAUAAACCAAGCAGCAGCAUAGAGAGGAUUCAAUCAGAAUCCCUCCGUCAAGAGCUUGUAGAAGCAGCACGAAGAAUUGAGAUGCUAAAAUCUGAGAAGGCAAAGAUCGAGGCUGAGGUUAACAACUACAGAAGCUUGGCUGGAAAGCUGGAAUCUGACUUAAAAAGCCUCUCGGAUGCUUACAAUAGCCUAGAGCAGGAUAACUGCCGACUAGAGUCAGAGGUUAAGGUUUUGAGGAUGGGAGAUUUGGAAGCAAUAAAGGAAGAAGCGAGGGAAGAAGCUCAGAAGGAGAGUGAAGCUGAGCUUAAUGAUUUGUUAGUUUGUCUGGGCCAGGAGCAGAGCAAAGUGGAGAAGCUGAGCUCGAGACUGGCUGAGUUGGGUGAGGACGUUGAGUCUCUUCUUGAAGGGAUCGGGGAUGAUGCUGGUUUGCAAGAGGAGGGUGACGAUGACGAUGAAGGUGAAGAUGCUAGUGAAGAAAAAUGAGAAAAUGACAAUUUUUAUGUCUGCUUAAUCUGACUCGACUCGUGGGCGUUCAUGUCUGAUAGGCUUUUCCGGAGAUUGUAUAUAUUGUACGACGGGACUAUUUGUUUUGGUAUUUCGAUUAAUUUAUUGGGUGGACAUGAAAUUUAUGAUGUGAGAAGCUUGCAUUCCUAUGCUAUUGAUAAAGAAACUAGUGAUUUGACGCUCUUUCUCA
Asparagus officinalis (garden asparagus) is the source of this 3221-nucleotide messenger RNA. Its product is annotated as golgin candidate 6-like. Gene Ontology annotation, biological process: transcytosis; endoplasmic reticulum to Golgi vesicle-mediated transport; intracellular protein transport. Gene Ontology annotation, cellular component: endoplasmic reticulum; Golgi stack; cytoplasm. The record is from RefSeq and is a predicted model, not a curated record. NCBI's taxonomy places the organism in Eukaryota, Viridiplantae, Streptophyta, Magnoliopsida, Asparagales, Asparagaceae.